Paramecium octaurelia is the source of this 551-nucleotide messenger RNA. The record is from the annotation of a GenBank genome assembly. NCBI's taxonomy places the organism in Eukaryota, Ciliophora, Oligohymenophorea, Peniculida, Parameciidae.
AGUGUGAAGACUUGCAUUGCAAAAUCAUGUAAAACAUAAUGAUAUUUAAUUAUUUUAGUGAUGGAGGAUAAUAUGAUGAGAAUGGAGAAAAUAACGGUAGAUGGAUAUAUUUGAAUAUUCUGGAAGUAAUUAAUAGAAAUUAUUUUAAUUAAUUAGAAAAGGAGAAGUUAUUUAUCAAGGUUAAUGUAAAAAUGAGAAAAAGGUCGGUCAAUUGGACAUCUAUUCUAGAUGCAGUUAAAGUUAGCCAUUUGAUAGGAAGUACUAUUUAUCCAAUAAAUUUAUUAGUGGCGGUGGUUAUUAUGCUGGACAAGAAUGAUAAAAACAUGGUUAUAUGGUAGAAUUAAGUAAUAGUUUUUAUAGGUAUUGUGAUAUUAUCUUAUAAGUGAUUGCGAGAUAUAUUUUAGGGAGAUUAUAACAAACUAAAAACGGUUUCUAAAUGGAAUUUUCUUUAUAGAUUCAAUAAUGCACCAUUUCAAUAGAUCUAAUUUCAUAAAUUGUAAUCAAUUGUUAGUGGUGGCGGUUCUUAGGAUCAAGAAGGGGUUGAAAAUGGA